AUGGGGGCAGGCCACGCGAAAGAAGGCAGCGGAGGAUACCGCAUCGUGCGUAUUUGCCCCGAGGGUCCCGUGUCGGAGUGCGACAUGGAAAUCUUCUUCGACUACAUUGUGCAGAUAGAGGACGUGAAAUUACAAGACGCGUCCAGGAAGACAUACGAGUCAUUUAUGCAGAAGGUACGAGAAGGAGAAAAUAAAGAAGUACGUCUGUUAGUGUACAGCUGUCGAUAUGAUAAACUGAAAGAGGUGCAUGUGAAGCCAAGGAAGUGGAGAGGAAAGGGGUUACUAGGGAUGAAUAUAAGUUACGAAAAGGCAAAUGCGAUGAAGGAAGGGAUUCAAAUUGUAAGAAUUGAGGAUGGUUAUUUAGAUAUAAAAAAUAAAAUUACAGAGAAGGAAGAUAUAAUAAUAGGACAUGGAGAGAAUAUCCUUCGGAAUUUUGAUGAGCUUUGUAAUUUUGUGGAGGGUAAUUUAUUUAGCUACCAUGGAGAAAGGAAAAAGGCUCCACUGGAGUUAUCCUUUUAUGUGUAUAACAAGGUGAGGGGAGACGUGAGGAUGGUUAACUUGAAGGUGGACCCCACGUGGGGAAGACACGGACUGCUCGGGUGCCACCUGAGUGAAAUGAAUGCUUCGCUUGAGGAGGGACGGGGGGAGGCCACACUAGGGGGGAGCCAUGAGAUGGGCCGAGUGAUGAGCAGCGAGAUGGGCCGAGUGAUGAGCAGCGAGGUGGGCCGAGUGAUGAGCAGCGAGAUGGGCCGAGUGAUGAGCAGCGAGAUGGGCCAAGUGAUGAACCGCGAGAUGAACCACGAGAUGAACCCCAAGAUGAACCGCGAACUGACGCAAGAGGCGACCCCAUACGAGAAGUGCAUCCCCCCCGAGCAUGUCAGUACCGCGGAGUGGACUAAAGACUUACCCGGUGAGACGAUCGAGUGGGGUGCAGAGCCAUCCGUAGGAAGUAAGCACAUCCGAUUUGGCCGCAAUGAAGCGAACGGAGAAGAGGCCGCGGGGGAAGACCCAGGGCGCCCAAAUUAUGGCAGGUUAAAUACGCACUAUUUUAGAGACGGCCGUGGUGCGGGCGCGUUGGGCAGUUCGAUGAGCAGUUCGAUGAGCAGAUCGUUGGGCAGUUCGCUGGACAGGUCAUUGGGCAACUCACCGGGGGGUGCGCAGGACCACAAAGGGGGCGGCGAAAAGAGCUACGCUUUGAGCUCCACGAUAGAGGUUGAGGUUGAGGUUGAGGCUGGCGUUGCGCCUGGCGUUAAGGCUGAGGCAUACGCGGAGGGGAAGCACGUCAAGCAGGCCAUGCAGCCCUCACAGAAGAAGCAUACGUUGCACACCCCGCCCAUCUCGCCCACCUCGCCCACCUCGCCCACCUCGCAGGAGUGGCACCCUCCCCAGGAGCAGCCACCCCCAGAUCAACGAGACACCCCCGCAGAAAGGUACGAAAGGUACGUGAAGAAUAUAAAAACAUACAGCAAAGAGAUGUUAGACGUUUACAGAGACAUGGACGAAAAUGGUAGACUCUUGGAGGAGCUGAAGUUACGGACGCUGAGGAAUUUUUCUUUGGGGGGGAAGUUGGUUGGUGGCGAAUGUGACUACGUCGCUGGAGAGGUGAGUGUUCCUGAGGAGGCUUUCGCAGACUGGGGGAUGACGGAAGGGGACACCAACGAGAGAAGCGGAACGUGUGAAGUUGAGGUGGAUGGAAAAUCUCAGGGGGGAGAUGGUCUCCUGAUGUAG
Plasmodium cynomolgi strain B is the source of this 1728-nucleotide messenger RNA. RefSeq lists its product as hypothetical. The transcript has 2 exons. NCBI's taxonomy places the organism in Eukaryota, Apicomplexa, Aconoidasida, Haemosporida, Plasmodiidae. Bases 1 to 1728 code for a protein of 575 amino acids. Gene Ontology annotation, molecular function: protein binding. Gene Ontology annotation, biological process: Golgi organization. The record is from RefSeq and is a predicted model, not a curated record. Gene Ontology annotation, cellular component: Golgi apparatus.